CCUUAAGGCCUUGCAAAUCAGUGUUUUGCUGGAGCAAAAGCGCAUUGCGCGGGCUUGUCGACGCCGUCGUCCGGUAGCCCCAGCGCGCCCGAGGCGCGAGACCAUAAGUCAGGCAUCCUAGUGUGAACGCAGCCCAGCCCUGUCAAGGCAUCAUAGCCAUGGGGCAGCCUGCCUACCGGAAAGCGCUGCUCCUCUGCCUCGCGGCGGCCACAGAGGCCACGAAGGUCUCCGAGCGCAAGUGGAAGGCCGCGGCCGACGAGGCCCUCGCCACGUUCAAGCCGAUCCGCAAAUCGGUCAACAGCUGUGUGGAAAUCAAAAUUUUACGGCGCGUUCGUCCUGAAUCGUCGCGUCGACCUCCACGCCAUCGACGCGACGCCUGCUCGAUGGCGUGGCGGUGCCGGUUCCUCGCCGCUCGACCGAGCCAGGACGGCCGCGUCAUCGCCAAGAAAUGACUUAGUGAAGAAUUGUCGGGUUCACCCGACGCACUGGUUGAUUUACACACAGGUCAACAGGAAGUGCUUUUUCAGCCUCAUGUCCUCGACGCCGCCGCGCGACGGCCUCGCGAUGGCGAGCGCCGCGGGCCGCGUCGCCGCCUUCUCCCACGUGCCGCUGCGCCUGUGCAAAGUCGACCACGGCGCCGCCGUCGUCUCGACGAAGACCGCUUUGUUAGUAGCGGUGCCCUCGCUGAGCGACCUCGAGCGCUCCGGGACCUGGCAGGCCUUUCUGAACAAGGCCGCCUACUGCCGGCGCACGAAUCGUCCGCUCUACGUCUUCGUCGGCGUGCCGCAGCUGCUCCACUCGCGCCUGGACGCGCCGUGGGCGAAGUGCCGGGAGCGCGGGAGCUCGGCGUCGCUCAAGGCCGUGGCCCUCCUCUCGCUCUACGAGGACCCGAACCCGCCGGACCGCGUGCUGUAUAUGGAGGGGACGGCGUUCCUGUCGGACCUCGCGUUUGGCGAUGAUGAAGACGCGCCGGAGGCAUACUUCGCGCUCGCGCCGGCGGCGGAGCUGGUCAUGCGGCGGGACCUCGACCCCUCUAUUUUUCUCACAAAGCGGUCGGCCUGGUCGUCGCAGGUGCUCGCGCUCUGGUGGCGCGGCCAGUGCGGCGCCGACGACGCCUUGCCCCUCGCGUCGACGCUCUACGCGUCGUGGUCCGCGGCGACCGAUGGCAAGCUCGAGUUUGAGAAGCCGACCUUCGAGACCCGUGCUUGCCUGUGUGGAAAUCAACCAGUGUCGGGUCCUGGCGUGGAGGUCGACGCAGCGAUCCAGGACGAACGCGCCGUAAAUUUGAUUUCCACACAGGAGCGGGCGCCCGGAAGAAGGCGUCCACGAUCCUCGCGGAGGCGCCGGCGAUCCGGCACGACGCGGGCAUCACGUCCCAAUUCUACGGCGGCGACACGACGCCCCUGGAACUUCCAAAGACCUUGCUGCUGCCGUCGUUCACCGUCGGCGAACUGCCGGCGCUCGACGCCCUCAUCGCGGAAACGGGAAGCGCCUGCGCCGGCGGCAAGUGCGAGCCGUUCCUGGCGUCCUCCUGGUCGUUCGCGGGAGCGAUCAGAUGGCUCCUCUUCCUUGUCGUCCUCGGCGCGGGCGCCUACGCGCUCGCCGCGCGGCCGGACCUGCUGCGCGAGAUCCUACGCACGGUCCUCGAAUUGGUUGCGGCGGGCGCGAAGUAUCUCUCGGAACUAAGAGUUC
Messenger RNA from Pelagomonas calceolata, 1692 nucleotides. Lineage: Eukaryota; Pelagophyceae; Pelagomonadales; Pelagomonadaceae. The record is from the annotation of a GenBank genome assembly.